Molecule: messenger RNA, 523 nt
Organism: Eupeodes corollae
Lineage: Eukaryota; Metazoa; Arthropoda; Insecta; Diptera; Syrphidae
Gene: Dpm3
Product: dolichol-phosphate mannosyltransferase subunit 3
Exons: 2
Coding region: 182-466 (94 amino acids)
Biological process (GO): GPI anchor biosynthetic process
Cellular component (GO): endoplasmic reticulum membrane; dolichol-phosphate-mannose synthase complex
Source: RefSeq, a predicted model, not a curated record
AUGUCAAUCUAUUUGUCAUCAUAGACGACACGUACUUUUUGCAUUUGCAUUUGUUUGGAAGUGUUUUUAUUUUUCUUAUAGUUUUCUUUAAUUAACAACUAAUUAACUAUAAUCUAGAAUCAAAGAUUUAAAUCAUAGUUUAAUACAUUCCAUUUUCAAAAAGACAACAAAAGCAAACAGUAUGACUAAUUUAGUACGUUGGCUAAUGUAUGCCGGUAUAUUUGCUGUGCCGUAUUUAUGCAUUGUUACGGGACAAAUCCAAACAGAAACAACUGAGAAAUAUUUAUUCCACAUACAAAUUCUUCCAAUUAUUUUAGUGAUAUUAUUUGGGGUAUAUGCAGCAACUACUGUCAUUUAUAGGACAUUAACAUUCAACGAUUGUCCUGAGGCUUCCAAGGAACUACAUGAAGAAAUCGAAGAAGCUCGCAGAGAUUUAAUAGCAAAAGGAUUUAAAUUCCGAGACUAAUGCAUUGUUUGAUGUUGUAACUAAGGUUUAAUAAAUAAAAAUAUAAGUGAAAAUCAA